Oryza brachyantha (malo sina) is the source of this 2897-nucleotide messenger RNA. Its product is annotated as UTP:RNA uridylyltransferase 1-like. Gene Ontology annotation, molecular function: RNA uridylyltransferase activity. NCBI's taxonomy places the organism in Eukaryota, Viridiplantae, Streptophyta, Magnoliopsida, Poales, Poaceae. The transcript has 6 exons. Bases 45 to 2501 code for a protein of 818 amino acids. The record is from RefSeq and is a predicted model, not a curated record.
AACCGGACGCGAGCGCACCAACCCCUCCUCCUUCCCCUCCCCCGAUGGCAAGCGCCUCCUCAGGCGGCGACGGCGGCGGGCCCCACCCGUCAGCCUCCCCGUCCGCGGCGGCCGGCAAUCCGUCGUCGUCGUCGUCUGCGGCUGCUGCGGCGUCGCUCGAUGGUGGCCUCCUCCUCCGCCUCCUCCAAAACCCUCCUCCGCAGCCGCGGCACCAAACCCCCGCCGCGGCUGGUGGCCCGCAGCCGUUUUUCGUCGACCCCGCCGUCGCCGCCGUGGGGCCGCUGUUCCCCUCCGCCGCGCCGCAGCUGCAGCAGGGAGGGGGCUUCGCGUGGCCCUCCCCAUCUAAUCUGCAGCAGCAGCCACAGCUCCGGUUUCCCGAUCCCCGCCUGGCGCAGCCGCUGGAUCCCUACGCGGCGCUCGGAUUUGGCGUCUCCGGUGGCGCCGGGAGCAGGGCGGAGAAGCCCAGGUCAGGGGCGCCGCCUCCCGGGUUCGCCAAGGCAUUGCAUCCGGCGGCUUCCUCCCGUGAGGUGCCGAAUCCGUUUGGUCAAAUGCAGAACAGGGAGCAGAGAAGGGAGCCGAUCCACCAACAUCCGAGGGGUUUCGGUACGACGCUGGAGAAGGAGCCGCCGGUCGUGCGGUCGUCUGUGGGUGUUCAUGAAUCAUUAGGUAGCGUGGUCCCUGGAGUGCAGCAUACAAUGCGAAUCACAAGUGGCCGUGAUGCGGCUUCUGGAACAAUGUUCAGGGAGCAGCAGCAGCAGCAGGAUCACUUCUUGUCAAGGACGCCGCCUGAUCACUUCUCGUCAAGGACACCGCCUGAUGGGAAUGGCCUUGGGCCGUUUGGUAGGAUAACUCGUGGUGAGCAGCAUAUGCAUUCAACUAGAGGUAGUAGGAUACACCAUGGAGAGCAGCAUGUGGCUACAGUCACUAGUGGCCCGUUGCCGCACAGAGGUCAGCGGCAGCAGGAUCACAGCUUGUCAAACAUGCCACAGAGAGAGCAGAGGUGGCAGGGGCAUAGAGAUGAGAAGGGCUAUGCCUCUUCAAAGCCAUCCAAUGCAAAUGUGCAUGGUAUGUCCAGCACGAUGUCAAUGGAAAAAGAACGACAACACUCACCAAUGCCCACCGGUUCAGUAACUGUGGAUGUAAGCGAGGAUAGAGGCAAGACGGUGGCAGAAGCGAACGGAUUCGAGGAUGGUGUUAUUGGGCAAGUAGGCUUUGAGCAACUAGCUGAUGGAGCAGCGGCUGUGGAGGCAAGGAAGUUUAAAGUAUCAUAUAAGAAGAAUGAAUUUAGGUCUACCGGACAGGAUCAGGAUGAAGGCGAUGGCAACAUGGAUGAUGAUGCUACAAUUGAUCAGCUGAUGGAGACUGUGGUGAUCGAUGAUAAUGGUGAGACCAAGAGCAUGGUGCAGAUAAAUGGUUCACGGAGUAAGAACUUCAGAUCAGACUCUAGAGGGCAUAAUGUAUCAAGCCAAAGUGUAAGAUAUGACAGGAGAAACAGGCCAUGCCGGUAUGACAUAGAUCUGUUUACACCUCGUUUUAUGUCAAUUUUUGAAUCUUUGGUGCCCUCAGACGAAGAAAUUUCAAAGCAGAAGCAAUUGCUGACAACUCUGAGCAGACUAAUAAACAAGGAAUGGCCUAAUUCAAAACUUUACGUCUAUGGAUCAUGCGCUAAUUCAUUUGGUUUCUCAAAUAGUGAUAUUGAUCUUUGUCUAUCUAUUGACAACACGGAAAUGAGCAAGGUUGACAUUAUUUUGAAACUGGCAGAUAUUCUCCAUGCUGGUAAUCUCCAGAAUAUCCAGGCAUUAACUCGAGCAAGGGUCCCAAUAGUGAAGCUUAUGGAUCCAAAUACGGGGCUUUCUUGUGACAUUUGUGUCAAUAACCUUUUAGCAGUUGUUAACACAAAACUUCUAAGAGAUUAUUCACAAAUUGAUAAAAGGGUACGACCAUUAGCAUUCCUUGUGAAGCAUUGGGCUAAAUCUCGGUGUGUAAAUGAAACUUACCAAGGAACACUUUCUAGUUAUGCCUAUGUGAUAAUGUGCAUCCACUUCCUACAAUCGCAGAGAAUACUCCCAUGCCUACAGGGCAUGGAGCCAACCUAUUAUGCAACUGUCGAUAAUAAUGUUUAUGCCUUCUUUGACCAAGUGGACAAACUAAGUGGCUUUGGCGCUCAACGCAAAGACACUGUAUCAAGGUUACUUUGGGCCUUCUUUCAUUACUGGGCAUACAAGCAUAAUUACACAAAAGAUGUAAUAUCAAUUCGGACUGGAAGAACCAUUAGUAAGAAUAUGAAGGAUUGGACCAGACGGGUUGGAAACGACAGGCAUCUCAUCUGCAUAGAGGACCCCUUUGAGACCUCUCAUGAUCUUGGUCGUGUGGUUGACAGUAGAUCAAUCUGGACACUUCGAGAGGAAUUCGAGCGAGCAGCCGAAAUAAUGCAAUAUGAUCCGAUCCCCAAUGUCACACUUUUUGAGCCUCAUGUGCCCUCUCUUCGGGGUACAAACUAGAGCCAAGAGAAUUUUGAGCACCAGUGAGGCUGAAACAUGACAUCACAAAAAUCAUCGUCAUGCUCUGCUGUGUCACUAGCCCUGUAGUUCCAAAGGAAAUUUGUGAGAGCUUAUUGACAUACACCAUAUGUGCAUAGCUUAGCUGUACCAUGUAUAUCUUAAGUUGUAAAGUAACUAGGGGCCUAAGCAGUACGCGAUGGUAUGUUUAUGCUUAGCGGUAAGUGGGGAGUGCCAGCAAUAUUUUAUCACCAGACUAAUAGUGCUAUAAAUUCAUUUAGAAAGGGGAUGUCUGAAACUAUCCUUCUAUGAUAGUUGAGUGCAGUAGUUUUCCAAUAGUCAUAGAAUAAUAAAACUGCGUUAAGCCGUCAACUUUCGCAGGUCUCAUUUUUUGGGCUU